UGCGGAGACUCAGCGGUGGGAGACAGGAAAGCAGGCAGGAGCGGGUUUGAAGGAUUUGAGACGUUCAGAAAACUCGAUUCAAGUGAACAUUUCAUUUCAUUAGUUGUAUUUUCGACUUUAAAGCAACUGCGUGUUGCGGGGAAAACGGUAAUGUCGGUGAACAUGGACGAACUCAGACAUCAAGUCAUGAUCAACCAGUUUGUUUUGACGGCUGGAUGCGCCGCCGAUCAGGCGAAGCAGCUCCUACAAGCGGCCCACUGGCAGUUUGAGACGGCCUUAAGCUCCUUCUUCCAGGAGGCCAACAUCCCCAGUCACCACCACCAGAUGAUGUGUACUCCCAGAAACACUCCCGCCACGCCGCCCAACUUCCCGGACGCCAUCACCAUGUUCUCCAAGCUGCGAGCGUCGGAUUGUGGCCCCGGCGCCGGUAGCGGCCCCUCCCAGGCGUCCAUGGCCUGCUCCCCCCCGGCCCCUUCCUCCACGUCGGGCUUCAGCUCCUUCUGGGCCUCGUCGCCGCCCAGCCACCAGCCGGCCUGGCUGCCCCCGUCGUCGCCCACGGGCCACCACAUGCACCACCACCACUACCACCACCACCACCACCUGCAACAGACUCCCAUGUGGCCCCCCGUCUCUCAGCCCAGCAACUCCCAGCAGCCCCCCGUCGUGUCAGCGCUCCACGGCCAGAGAUGAGACUGAGCGGCUGCCUGCGAGGGGAGGCAGGGAGAGGGCGGCUGUUUCAUGUGUAGCCAAAUCUAUUUUUUUGGGGGGGGGGAGGUCUGGGGUUGGGGUUUCACAAGUGGAAUGAGAGGAAAUGGGGAAAAAAAGACAAAGACACUAUUUUCCUCUCUCGUUUUUUUUUUUCUAAACUGAAGACUCAGCAGGAGACGCUCUUCCUUUCCGUCUUCAUCACCAGUCAUCCGAGGCGAAGAAGAACCUGCACGGUCUCCCGUGGCGACACUGAGAAACUUCUUUCUUUUCAUCAUCAAUGCAAGCAAGCCCAGGACCCAGCAGAGCACUCUGAGGAUUGGAGCCAUGUUUUUUGUUGUCGUUGUUGUUGUUAUUUUAAGUAACUCUUCUUCUUUCCGAGGGCUCAGAAGUCGGCAAUAAGCAGCAGAUCCACACACAGACCGGCUUGUGGGUGAGAUGGCAUCAGACGCACGGAGCAGGUGGACAGUGGGUUUCAUUUACAGCCGUAGAACUGCUCCCCAAAGGGAAACCUAACUCUGGCUGGAUGACACGCCCGUGUAUAUCUCAUGUAUUACCUUAACGUCUGAGUCCCGGGACAGAUUCACCACACGUAAACACAUUUAGCACCUCCGAGACUCACCUGGAUGACAAAAUAUAUUCAUCCUGCUGCACAUUAAGAGCGAUUUCUCACGGUUUCCUGAUCCAGACAAAAAUGGUUCCUGUCUUUAUUUGUCGGACUUGAAAACAAAAUAAAGUUUUAUUAUCAGUUUGAUAGAGA
Etheostoma spectabile (orangethroat darter) is the source of this 1465-nucleotide messenger RNA. It is a transcript of the gene ubald2, whose product is annotated as UBA-like domain containing 2. The transcript is spliced from 3 exons. Gene Ontology annotation, molecular function: protein binding. Lineage: Eukaryota; Metazoa; Chordata; Actinopteri; Perciformes; Percidae. Bases 151 to 690 code for a protein of 179 amino acids. The record is from RefSeq and is a predicted model, not a curated record.